CCGAAGUAAGCACCAGGGAAGUCCCAACAUUAUAGAUUCGGAGCGACCGUGUCGACUCAUCAUGACUCGGAUGCCAGUCGUGGGGUUCUCUGGUCCGCGUGGUUGUUUAGUUUGGGUCGCCUAGAGUCACUAGCUCGCAGGAGCUCUCGCAGGGUGCUACGCCGCUGGUACCCGCCGGCAUCAGCAGGCUCUCGGGGCUUGAGACUCCGAGCCGGGCCCAGUCUCUGGGCGGCGCGACCCACCCGGCGGCGCAUCUAAGUCUGCGAGGGCAGUUUGUAUCUGGUUCGGGCCAUGGCGACCUCUCUCGUGUAGCGCGCUCGAAGUCCACGUCUCUGCAAGUCUGCAAGUAUCCCAGCGUCCCUCGAGGGACACAGGCUAGCAGGACACAGGCUAGCGGGAAGUAAGGCCAACCGGGACGUUUCGACAAUGAAGCAUUGCUCGUUGAUAGCCUUGCUGGUUUUCGGGCUUUCUCCGCUUGCGGAGGCCUCAUUGGGUGCACAUUAUGCUGCGCAUGAGCCCCUGCAAGUGAUUGCAAACAAGGUAAGGUUUAGGCCAAUGUUGGAUUGUCACACAACUUUCAAUGUGUAGGUCGGUCCUUUCAACAAUCCGUCUGAGACGUACGAGUACUACUCGCUACCGUUCUGCUCUCGCACCAAAAAAAGAAGACGCGAAGACUUUGGUGAGCGACUCGUAGGGGAUCGGAAGGUUGUUUCGCCGUACGAAAUUACUUUUCUAGACAAUGUACCAUGGCGUCUCUUGUGCGAACAAUCUUUCUCUCAAGCCGAAUUGAGAAUGUUUACGCACGCGAUUGAGAAUGAUUAUUACUUCGAAAUGUUCAUCGAAGAUCUACCCAUGUGGGGGUAUAUUGGUGAAGUAGAGGGCGAGGAUGUACUUUUAGGGCAUCUAGAGACGGUUAGACGCUACAUCUACCCUCACCUCCAUUUUUCAAUUGGAUAUAACACUGAUCAAGUGGUGUCAGUGAAUGUAUCCACAAAUCCACAGCGCAAAGUAGAUAUCACCGAGGAGUUCGAUGGCACUGAAGUCGCUUUUUCCUACAGUGUCGAGUGGCUGGCUCGGCUAGAUCUAAAAUGGGGUUCGAGGAUGUCGCGUUAUCAUGAUUCAAGAUUCCUACCAGGAACUUUUGAAAUUCACUGGCUGUCAAUCAUCAACUCUUUCGUUCUUGUGUUGUUGCUGACUGCGUUCCUAACAAUCAUCAUGAUGCGCGUGCUUAAAAAUGAUUUCUCGCGCUACAUGGAGGUAGAAGAGGAUGAAAUCGGGGAGGAAGAAACAGGUUGGAAAUUGAUCAAUGGAGAUGUUUUUCGAUUUCCCCCCUUUGCCAAUGGACUUACGGCCCUGCUUGGUGCGGGUGCACAUCUCCUGUGUGUUACCUUGUUGCUUUUGAUCUGCGCGAUAUCGAACUGUAUUGUGCCUACGAAACGUGGUGCCAUUCUUACAGCCAUGAUCAUUCUAUAUGCAUGUACGGCGCCCAUUGGCGGCUUCGUGUCUGCGCGCCUCUACCGUCAAAUUGGCGGUAAAGCAUGGCUUUCAAAUGCACUUGUGACAGCCACUGUCUUUCCUAUUCCACUGGUACUUGUCUUUACAUGGGUUAAUUCAGUAGCUCUCGCACAUGGUUCAUCCGCUGCUCUGCCCGUAGUUGCUGUUUUUAUAAUCACUGCUCUCUAUGGCCUUGUUGCACUCCCGCUUACCCUGGGUGGUGCUAUACUUGGGAGGCAGCUGUCGUCGGAUUUCAAUGCUCCGUGUCGCACCACCCGUCUUCCCCGUGAGAUUCCCACAGAUGCACCGUGGUUCCGUACCCCAGCGGCGCAAAUGUCUCUCCUGCGUGCCUUAAGGCCCACGACAAAUAGUUAAGUUUGUUGAGUUUCUAGGUUCAUGGCUGGUUUUCUGCCUUUCAGUGCUAUCUACAUUGAACUUCAUUACAUAUUUGCUUCGUUGUGGGGCCAUAAAAUCUAUACCCUUUUUGGAAUUCUGUUCCUUGCGUUUAUCAUGCUAAUCAUUGCAAUGUCCCUGUGUAGAGAUAGAAAAUCUGGAUGUAUUUCCGAAUGCGAUAAUGUAGGUAACCGCUUUCAUUACAGUUUCGCUAGCCUACUUUCAACUGGCACGUGAGGACUAUCGGUGGUGGUGGCGUUCUCUUAUCUGCGGUGGGUCGACGGGCGCCUUCAUAUACGCUUACUCCUUCUUUUAUUUUUUUCAUCGGUCAAGCAUGAAAGGUAUGAUCCAGGGGAGUUUCUACUUUGGCUACAUGGCUAUAAUCUCUUAUGCCUUCUUUCUUAUGCUGGGAGCUGUUGGGUUCCAUGCCACAUUUGCGUUUAUAUGUCACAUUUACUCUGUAGUAAAAGCCGAUUAACCCACCCUGGACAUAUAAAGUUUCAUAAUCAAUUAUCUAAAUGCAAAACGCUGAAUAAAAAGUAAGCUUCUUGCUUCUACAUGCAAUAAGCUUAAUUAAAUUGAAGUAAGCAAAAUGGGAAACUAAUCAGGCUUCAGAAUGUUUUGAGGACCUCUAGCAAGCCUGGGCCUGCGGGCAUGACGGAGGCACCCGGUGUAUCAUAGUACUCGACGUAUGCGUGUGCAACACAAGCUCGGCAACACAAGCUCGUAGACUACGCCGUGAGUGAGGUUACAUGGUCGACUUGGUAAUAGUGAAAGAGUUAACUAAGCGACAAUGGCCGGUCACGGUUACCACUAGGUAGGGACUUCUCUCUAUUGGGCACCAAUGGGCGGUACGUGUCCUCUAGAUAUUGGAACCUAACGGCACGACGCAGCUAAAUCCCAGGCUCUCUCGGCGUACGUCGUUGGCUACGCCGACGGCUCAUCCACCACCCCGCUCGCUGAGAACGACGGCUCGGCCGACUAGUCCCAAUUGGUCACGACAAUUGUGUGCGACGGCAUCUGCGACGGCCAGUCGGAGGGAUAUGUUAAUGGGCGGGACUCGGAGCUGAAUGGCAGUAAUUCUACUAGUAAUAACUUCAAGUAGCAAGAAUACAGUCACUGGCGGAUUGGGACCCUACCUCUCCCUACGCAACUCGGGGGGGGGACCCGGCGGCGUGCUAGAGGGGCUGCUAGUAGCCUGAGAGCUCAAUCAUGAUAAGCGACUCUCACUUCGACUCGGACUUUCUCGAUGAUGAUAUAAGUUGAGUGCUUUUUUACAUCGUGAACCUUUUUUGAUUAGAGGCCGAUUGUCCUAUGAACGCAGCGAAUAGGGCUUAAUUGGCCUCUAAAAUCAAAACAGUGGUGUAGAAAAGCACUCAACUUAUAUCAUCAUCUCUCUCUCUCUCGGGCUCUCAGGCUGCCAGUGCGCAGCAAGUCGCGUCCACGGUGGACCCGGCCGACGCUAGCCGAGCGGAGUGGCGAGGAGGUAAUAGGUAGGCAUGGUCCUUACUUGCCAGAUCAGAAUGCCUAACUUUUUGUGACGAAGCAUCUGACCCACGUCUGGUACGAGGGCCUCAGAAGGCCAAGACUAUUUGCAUAUAAGCGAUUUUGUUGGGCUCCUUGAUGCCAUUGUGGUCUGUUUUUUUUUGGGCCUUGGAGCUUGGCUGGACUCUGUGGGCGUUGGCAAUACAGGCUAUGCGCACCACUUUGGAGUAGUCUGACUGUGAAACUACGUUGGCCACAGAGAAGGCAAAAAAAAGCAUUGAUUCGUGUGGACAUGCCGACUGCAGAUUAAAUUCAUCUGACUUCGCAUUGUCAGUAAGUCGAACAGCGAUCGCUGCUUCUGGAUA
Molecule: messenger RNA, 3737 nt
Organism: Pelagomonas calceolata
Lineage: Eukaryota; Pelagophyceae; Pelagomonadales; Pelagomonadaceae
Source: the annotation of a GenBank genome assembly